CCUUUCCUUUCCACUUCCGUUUCCUCUUGAUCAAUGUUUGUUUCGUGACGCGGGAAAACUUAUGGGUCCUUUAUACAAAUACUUAAAUUUGUACGUUUUAUAUAUAUGAACAAAUAACAGAUGUUUAAAGUUAGUUUAUUUGCAGCAGUAACUCGUGUGAAUACAGUUAACAUAACCGUUUAAACUCAGUAACUGGCUAACUAGCUUUCUGCUCGUAAGGCUCGGUCCCAAAUCGCUCCUUCAUCAUUAAAUUGGAACACUUGGUACAUCCCACUAGAGUAGCGGAGUGUACACCUCACCUAGUGCACUAGAUAUUCGAUCAGGACACGUGUUAGGUUCCUCUACUGAGAAGAGAAAGCGGUUGUUAUUUCAAGCAGAAUAUGGCUUCAUGUUUGCCUGCUGUCGCUGAACAGCUACUGAAAGACCUUCAGAAGACAUAUUCAGAGAAGUCCGAGAUCCCUGAUGAGCUCCUAAUAGCGCUGAGGUUUACAUUUGGCUCCUGCACGCUGCAGGCGUUAGACCUGGUGGAUCGGCGAGCUGUAACCCGCGUGUCUUCGCCCAGCGGCCGAGUUGUGUUCCAGGUAGAGGGAGGAUCAGGACGCUUGUACACUUGCUACACGUCGUGUCAUUAUUGUCCCUGUCCGGCCUUCUCCUUCUCUGUGCUUAGGAGAAAUGAAAGUCUGCUGUGUAAGCACAUCUUGGCAGCCUGCUUGUGCCAGGCCAUGGGCUUGUGCCAGCAGGAGCAGGUCUCAGAUCAGCACAUGACCCUCAUCCUCUCCGGAAAAGCUGAGAACCAUCCAUAAAAGCAGGAUUCCUCAUUCAGCGAGCCAGCAUGCACCCAGGGUGCCUGAAUAGAGCAGGUGGGGUGAGGACGAGAACCACAAUUCACAUGAAGAGACCAAAGGAAGCGCCAUGGCUGGAAUUUACACAUUUUAUUUCUCACCCUUGUUUUUUUUCGUUGGAAAGAGCAGUAGCCUUUUCUACUGAACUCAGAGCUGUACAUAUCCUGGCUCUAACAGCUCGCGUUUGGUUUUCUGCUUCCUAAAAUGACAAAUAUGCUUUUAUUAAUAUGCUAAGAGUUUGUCUUAAUGGCAAUUCUGAUUAUAUAGAUAUAGAUAUUUGUUAUAAAUUAUUUUUAAUAUAAAUUAUUUUUUUUUAAAUCCACAUCCAAAAUUUUACUUUGGAAUAAAAACUUUGUUGUUUUUGCUGCUCUA
Molecule: messenger RNA, 1214 nt
Organism: Tachysurus fulvidraco (yellow catfish)
Lineage: Eukaryota; Metazoa; Chordata; Actinopteri; Siluriformes; Bagridae
Gene: zswim7
Product: zinc finger, SWIM-type containing 7
Exons: 6
Coding region: 381-803 (140 amino acids)
Biological process (GO): double-strand break repair via homologous recombination
Cellular component (GO): Shu complex
Molecular function (GO): zinc ion binding
Source: RefSeq, a predicted model, not a curated record